ACCAAACUGUUAUUUAUAUUCUAAUAUUCUAAAUUGUACUAAAAUAAUGGAAACUAAGGAAAUUAAAAAAUGCGUGAUAAUCAAGUGUAUUAUUGUUGGGAUACUUAAAAGUGUUUGUUUGUAUAAAGGGUAUAAUCAUUCAGACCUUCAUUCUGGGUUAACGUUCUACAGUUUUCUAUUUGACAUAUUGUCUAUCGUGCUUUCAUGCAAUAAAUGUAUAGAGAGAGAAAUGACACCGCCACAGAAAGGAAUAAUACCAGUUUCUUUAAGUUUGCCUGGAGUUGUGACGAAGGCUAUAGCAACAUUUACUACAUAUUACAAAAGGAUAGAAGAAAUCAAAAUGAUGUGCUCCCUUUGUUUAGUGAUAGAAGUUUUCUUGGUUGCCCUUUUGACCUGCUGUUGCCUUUGUAACUUAGACGAAGCAAUACAAACGCGAUCAAAAUUGAAGCAGACUGCAUGAACAACGAAUAGACCCUGGAACAUCUCAAUAUUUGAAAACAUAUACAUGUGUUAUAUUGCAUAGUUUGAACAUUUAAAAUGCUCAUGUUUUCUAAUGUUUUAGGAUAUUUGUGUUAUUUUUCUAUGUCCAUAUCUUUUUUAUCUUCGUAACAAUUUCAUAUAAGAAAUUAUGGCUCAAAGUGACUUUGAACAUUUAUAUUGUAAAAAGUAGUUCGAUACACAAUUUAGGAAUACUACAAUAAUUGUUAUAAAUAUUCAUUAUUUUGUUUUAUGUUUACUUCAUCUUUUGUUGAGGUCUUAAAAUAAAUUUAAAAUUGAUUGUUUAUAUAGUUGGUGUACACAUGACCGGUUAUACUUUCCAUUGAACACACGUUUACAUCUCUGUGAAGAUUUUCCGCAUAUUUCCUUAUUAGACCUUGCAUUAUUUAAUUCAGAUCGCCUUGUGAUGUAGAAGAAGAAACAGUUGUUGGUACUCCUUUUUUAUUACUUUAUUUUGUUUUGCAGCACA
This is a messenger RNA of Ruditapes philippinarum (Manila clam), 967 nucleotides long. RefSeq lists its product as uncharacterized. The coding region runs from base 47 to 460 and encodes 137 amino acids. The record is from RefSeq and is a predicted model, not a curated record. The transcript is spliced from 4 exons. NCBI's taxonomy places the organism in Eukaryota, Metazoa, Mollusca, Bivalvia, Venerida, Veneridae.